AUGGCCCCCGCCACCUCUGAAAGACCAACAACGGCCCAAGUCUAUGCCAACCUCCACGGCCUCAAACUGCACUUUCCCAGUCUCCAGUCAAUUCUCUCCUCCUUUCCCACGGAGCUCAGCCCGCACUAUGGCCGACUUCGUGAGAUUGUGGAGAAAAACAUUGAUGACAGGAUCGAGGAACCGGACAUAAGGGCGAAAGCAAAGAAGAUCAACAUUGCUCUGCUCUGCGCAUAUUGGUGGCCCCGUUCUUCACUUGAGCGGUUGGUGACGAUGAGCUGGUUUGUCUUCUGGAUCUUCGUAUGGGAUGAUGAAGCCGAGGAAUCAUCAACUCAGGACCUGGACUUGGACUCGAAGACCACUUUGAGUGAAAGGGCAUUGAGAUACGUUGCCUUUCACUUGGGUCUUGAUCCUCCAUCCCCCCCACCUUCAGGCAACAUUGCAUGUGUUCUUCCUUCUUCUCCGCCGACCAGCCGCCGCCACCACCAUCAAUCAGACGACUCCUCCGACCCCGGUUCCCUCUUUCUCUCGUCCUCGUCGUCGAAGGAGCCGCCCCCGCCGACAAAGUACUCGGUCCUCUUCAAACCUGCGGCCGAGGGCUUCAAACAAGGCUGCACCCUCACUGAGCGAACAAGACUCUAUUCGGAGAUCCAACUUUACCUGCACUCCUCCGCGCUGGAAGUAGCCACCUACGCGGGCGGCAACGGCACAGUUCCUACCGAGAAAGAGUACUGGGUUUAUAGGCGUGGCACGAAUGGGAUCGGAUUCUUCUCUUGUCUGGGGGAGUUCAUGACCGAGAUCACGAUUCCUCAAUAUCUGUUUCAAACAGAAGAGAUGAAGACACUGUGGGAGGAGUUGGCCAAGAAUGUUGUCAUUGUAAACGACGUCCUUUCCCUGCCAAAAGAGAUGAAGGUCAACUGGCCUGGGCUUGUGGCUAUUGACCUCACCUACCGCACAUCUGGUCAUAAUCUGGAUAAGGCUAUCAAUCUCCUCGUUGAAGAUUUGCGUCAAGUCAGUAACAAGAUGGAAGCAGCUGGCGCGAGACUUCGGGAGAUGGUUGCUGAAGAUCCCGACCCUAUGGUGAGGAAGCAUGUUGAGAAGUACCUGCACUCGGUGUAUACGAUCAUGACUGGGCAUUAUGAGUGGACGUUCACAGUAUUUGAACUGCCGAUGACGGCACAAGACUCGAUCAAGAUGUAG
Neurospora tetrasperma FGSC 2508 is the source of this 1197-nucleotide messenger RNA. RefSeq lists its product as uncharacterized. NCBI's taxonomy places the organism in Eukaryota, Fungi, Ascomycota, Sordariomycetes, Sordariales, Sordariaceae. The record is from RefSeq and is a predicted model, not a curated record. The coding region runs from base 1 to 1197 and encodes 398 amino acids. The transcript is spliced from 4 exons.